GGGCAGAGACAGAGAGGCUGCACUGCAGUGUAGCUGCCAGACCUCUGCUGGAAAAGUACUGGAGUAAAGGGCACAGGUUCCUCCAGUGCAGCUGAGCCUCCUCAGGUCUGGCAUUGACUGCAGCUCAGCUUCUUCACUAUGGUGGGCCCUAAUGGCAGUGAAUCCAGUGCCACAUAUUUCAUUCUAAUAGGCCUCCCUGGCUUGGAAGAAGCUCAGUUUUGGUUGGCUUUCCCUUUAUGCUCCCUUUACCUUAUUGCUGUGCUAGGUAACUUGACAAUCAUCUACAUUGUGUGGACUGAGCACAGCUUACAUGAACCCAUGUAUAUUUUUCUUUGCAUGCUUUCUGGCCUUGACAUCCUGAUCUCUACUUCAUCCAUGCCCAAAAUGAUGGCCAUCUUCUGGUUCAAUUCUACUACCAUCCAGUUUGAUGCUUGUCUGCUACAGAUGUUUGCCAUCCAUUCCUUAUCUGGCAUGGAGUCCACGGUAUUGCUGGCAAUGGCCUUUGACCGCUAUGUGGCAAUCUGCCACCCACUACGCCAUGCCACUGUGUUAACAUUGCCUCGUGUUACCAAGAUUGGAAUGGCUGCUGUAGUACGAGGUGCUGCACUUAUGGCACCUCUGCCUGUCUUCAUCAAACAGCUACCUUUCUGCCGCUCCAAUAUCCUUUCCCACUCCUACUGCCUACAUCAAGAUGUCAUGAAGCUGGCCUGUGCUGACAUCCAUGUCAAUGUCAUCUAUGGCCUCAUCGUUAUCAUCUCUGCCAUUGGCCUGGACUCAGUUCUCAUCUCCUUAUCAUAUCUGCUUAUCCUCAAGACUGUGUUGGGCUUGACACGUGAAGCCCAGACGAAGGCAUUUGGCACUUGUGUCUCUCAUGUGUGUGCUGUUUUCAUAUUCUAUGUACCGUUCAUUGGAUUAUCUAUGGUGCACCGCUUUGGCAAGCGGCAGGACUCCCUCCUGCCCAUCAUCAUGGCCAACACCUACCUCCUUGUCCCUCCUGUGCUCAACCCUAUUGUCUAUGGAGUGAAGACAAAGGAGAUCCGGCAGCGCAUCCUUCGUCUUUUCCAUGUGACAACCCUGACUUCAGAUCCCUAGGUGUCAGUGAUAAAACUUAUUUUUCACUCAAAGUUCUUUAAUGCAGAUUUUAAUAUCAAUAUUUUGGGAGACAGUAUUAGGAACAAAACAUUUUCCUUAAUAAAAACACAACUGAUCCUUCAAAGAUGAAACUGGUGGGAACAUCUGUGGAUAA
Messenger RNA from Myotis daubentonii (Daubenton's bat), 1246 nucleotides. Its product is annotated as olfactory receptor 51E1. Gene Ontology annotation, molecular function: G protein-coupled receptor activity; olfactory receptor activity. Gene Ontology annotation, biological process: G protein-coupled receptor signaling pathway. Gene Ontology annotation, cellular component: plasma membrane. Lineage: Eukaryota; Metazoa; Chordata; Mammalia; Chiroptera; Vespertilionidae. The record is from RefSeq and is a predicted model, not a curated record.